Molecule: messenger RNA, 2845 nt
Organism: Schistocerca americana (American grasshopper)
Lineage: Eukaryota; Metazoa; Arthropoda; Insecta; Orthoptera; Acrididae
Product: radical S-adenosyl methionine domain-containing protein 2-like
Exons: 6
Coding region: 257-1006 (249 amino acids)
Molecular function (GO): 4 iron, 4 sulfur cluster binding; catalytic activity
Source: RefSeq, a predicted model, not a curated record
GGAGGUUUUGGGCGAGGCGUGGGAGAGAUUUGUGCUUAUUGUAGUCGAAAUACUACAAUUAUUUAUUCCUAAAUGGAGGCAUGUUAUACAGCAACAUACAUGCCACGAAUCGAAAGAACACUACUCGAUUCAUAUAGUUCCGAUAAGUGUUAAUUAUCAUUUAACACGUCAGUGCAACUACAAAUGUGGUUUUUGCUUUCACACAGCGAAAACUUCUUUUGUGUUACCCCUGGAAGAAGCGAGAAAAGGUCUUCGGAUGCUUAAAAAGGAAGGUAUGCAGAAAAUUAAUUUUUCUGGAGGAGAGCCAUUUCUACCUGACAGAGGUCAUUUUCUUGGUGAACUUGUGCGCUACUGUAAGGCGGAGCUCUCUCUACCCAGUGUUACCAUAGUCAGCAAUGGCAGUACAGUCAGUGAAGCAUGGUUUAAGAAAUAUGGAAAAUAUUUGGACAUCUUGGCUAUUUCAUGUGAUUCAUUUGAUGAAGAAACUAACUGCAAUAUUGGAAGAGGGAGGGGUACCCACAUUAAGAAGCUGAUGAAAAUUCGUGACUGGUGUCAUCAGUACAAUGUAGCAUUUAAAAUCAAUACUGUGGUGAAUACGGAGAAUCUGGAAGAAGACAUGUCAGAUAAUAUUGUGGCACUGAGGCCUGUACGUUGGAAGGUUUUUCAGUGUCUGCUGCUUAAAGGAGAAAAUGUUGGGGAGAAUGCUCUUCGGAAUGCAGAAAAGUUCUAUGUGACAGAUCAGCAGUUUCAAAAUUUCUUGGACAGACAUAAAAAUGUACCUGUUCUGGUCCCUGAAAGUAACCAAAAGAUGCAGAAUAGUUACCUCAUACUGGAUGAAUAUAUGAGGUUCCUAGAUUGCACAAGGGGGGACAAAAAGCCAUCACUUUCCAUUUUGGACAUUGGUGUAAAGAAUGCACUUAACUUCUCAGGUUUUGAUGAAAAAAUGUUCAAGAAGAGAGGUGGAGUGUAUAAGUGGAGCAAGGCAAGCAUGAACCUUGAUUGGUAAAUGACUGUUACAUGAUGGAUUGAAGGAAAUCUGCCUGACCUUUCUGCAGUACAAAAAUUUCCAGUAUGAAUUUUGACUGGUGAAUGAUUAUUAGAUGUUAGAUGACUGAUGAAAUAAGUCUGCCUGACCUUGCUGCAGUACAAAAAUUUCCAAUACCCUCUGAAAUGCAGUGUGUGUGUGUGUGUGUGUGUGUGUGUGUGUGUGUGUGUGUGUGCGCGCGUGUUUGUCAGGGGAGUAACUAGGGUGGGGCAACUAUAGGACAUGUCCUGAGGACUGCAAGAACAAGGGACCCUCUUGCACCCAAAAGAAAGAACAAGAAAAAAAAAUUGGAAUAAAUUAAAAUGCAAAGGAAAACUGGAAAAAUAGAAAUAAUGACGUACAUCAAUAUAUGUUCUUUCCUUCAUUCUCCCAUGUAAUAAAGAUAAUCAAAGUGUUAUUUAAAGAAAAAAGACCUGUUUGCUUUCAGAAGUUUUAACGCUGCACAUGCCAACGGCCAUCUAUCCGAUGGAGUGAAAAACACGAUUCAUCUGGAAAGGCCACCUGUCGCCACUCAGUGGAUGUUCAGUUACAGUAUUGGCGUGCAAAUUCCAGCCUUUGUUGCCAACGAAUAGCACUUAGCUUGCGUUCAUGAACCAGACACCUGCUGCGGAGACCAAUUCACUUACAUCUGUUCACCCGUACACAUCUCAGCCGCAGUCGUUCGCUCCUGCCGACUACCGCCCGUAGUGCACCACAGUUGCCUUGGUGCCAGUUGUGGAUAGCACCUUUCUGCCAUGAAUGGUAUAGUUUAACCAUGGUGGCACAUGAUCAGUUUACAGACAUAGCCAUUUUGAAAAUACUUCCACUCUUGGCCCGAAAGUCGAUGAUCAUGCCCUUUCCAGUGUCAGAUACAUUGCUCCACUUCCACAUUACGACAAUGACUGCACUGUUUUCCAUGUCUUCUGUGACAUGAUCUGUAUAUCCUUCACUGCUAGUGCUACCACCUGCCGUCUGCGAGUGGCUACUGCACAUUGACGUUGAACGAGCAAUCGGUUAUAUUAAUGUGACUGGACUGUGUAUUACAUGUUUCUGUGCACUACAUGUUUGUCCACUACAAGUAAGUGGUUGCCUUUCCCUUAUUUUACAUAUUUUUGCAUCCAGAAAUAUCCAUUAUUGUUAUACAGUGAAAGAAUAUGAGAUGAACUGUGGACAUUUUAGUGAGUAUAUAAAGCGGAAGAGAGCAGAUCUGAUGGAGGAAGCAGGGAGCCCCACUUAGAUACUUGUUCCAGGGUCCCCACACCUGUAGUUACACCCAUGGUGUGUGUGUGUGUGUGUGUGUGUGUGUGUGUGUGUGUGAGAGAGAGAGAGAGAGAGAGAGAGAGAGAGAGAGAGAGAGAGAGAGACUUAAUUGGUAUAGGUAGUUGAAAACAGUAUUUUUCAUCUUCAUUUCUCAUCAACUUGAAGGUAACAUAGAGCAUGAACUGAAGAAAAAAUGAACAAUCAAUUUACUGUGACAACUAAGUGGCUUGAUGGAGUACUAAAAGAUGCUGUUCCAUCACCAGAGGUUAUAGAAGCAAAGGUAGCCAGAAAACACCUAAGAGUGAAUGAGGAUUUCGCCCCAAACAUCUUGAUUUGUGGUGUAACAUUUACCAAUUAGCCAAUGAGCCACAAGUAGGUGUCAUAAUUGUUUUAGUUUUAAGUUAGAUCACACAUCACUGAUAUUAUAUUCAGCAGCCAAGACUGAUCUGUCUAAUUUUUUAUGUAGAAAGUAAUCAAUCAUUAAAUUUUGUAAAACAGCAAAAUAUAGCUCAGCAUUAGAAAUUAUAUUUUUUUGUUGUUGUUUUGUAAAGAGUAUAGUGU